Dermacentor silvarum is the source of this 1101-nucleotide messenger RNA. RefSeq names its product estradiol 17-beta-dehydrogenase 8. The record is from RefSeq and is a predicted model, not a curated record. Gene Ontology annotation, molecular function: oxidoreductase activity, acting on the CH-OH group of donors, NAD or NADP as acceptor. The transcript has 3 exons. Bases 52 to 813 code for a protein of 253 amino acids. Lineage: Eukaryota; Metazoa; Arthropoda; Arachnida; Ixodida; Ixodidae.
CAGACUCGGGCAGUUUUGGGCGCGUAGUGGAACGAGCUUUUCGGCGAACUGAUGCCUCUCACCGGACGCCUCGCUUUGGUUACCGGCGGAGCAAGUGGAAUCGGUGAGGCCGUGUGCCACACGCUGGCCGAUGAUGGUGCCACUGUAGUCGUUGCCGACAAGCAGCUCGAGGUAGCGAGAAAAGUUGCCGCCUCCCUGCCAGGAGGUGUGCAACACCAGGCUGAGUACGUGGACGUCGGCGAUUCCUCGUCCGUGGAGCAGCUCUUCGGGAACAUUAGAAGCACGUCGCCACUGCCACUCAGCAUCGUCGUCAACUGCGCUGGCAUUUUAGGUCAGGCGCUUCUCGUCGACUGCACCGAUGAAUUUUUCGACGAAGUUAUAAGGGUCCACCUGAGGGGUGCUUUCCUGGUGACCCGGGCAGCGAGUCGUGAGAUGAUACGUACUGGAACGGCAUUGCCCGAAGGAGGCGCAGCCAUUGUUAACAUAUCAAGCCUCGCGGCUAAGACCGGCUCGCGCGCCUGUAGCGCCUACGCCGCAGCAAAAGCCGGUGUCGUGUCCCUCACGAAGUCGGCGGCGCAGGAACUGGCAGCGCACGGUAUCCGCUGCAACGCCGUGCUGCCCGGCUGGACGGAAACGCCCAUGACGGCCUCUCUGCGCGAAGAAUUGAAAUCUGCGUUCUGCUCACUGGUACCGCUAAAGAGAACCGCACAGCCCAGGGAGAUCGCUGAAGCCGUGAAGUUUCUUGGCUCGCCUGCGUCCAGUUCCUAUGUCACGGGAGCCGCACUGGAAAUAACUGGAGGAUGUAACAUGUGAUUUUGUGCCUCGAGCGAGAGAGAGAAAAAGAAAACGUUUACUGGCUUUCGGUCCUCUGUCCGGGGCUACUGGCUGAGGGGACGGGAAACUUAGAGAAUGGUGAGACGUUGAUGGCGUUGCCUAUUUAUUACAGCGAAGCUGUUUAAGGCUAGGGUUCCGUGCACUUUUCUUCUGCGCGAACAAAAACUCAUACCGCCCUCUUUGUCGUCGUUCCAACCGCUGGCGUGCCUAGUUUCCUGCCGCUCUCCCGGGGUGGCGGCACCGUCGAGACGUCACGCGUUUCUCCUG